AUGGGGAACGAAGCAGUCGUGAUCCGAAGCAGCGACCCCGUCUUCGGUGUGCGGCCAGACGGAUCCAUCUUUGUCCAGGCGGAGGGAGCCAGCUUGGAUGAACCGGUCCAGUUGAAACUGACAGCAAGUGGUCCGCACAUGCAGGCGUGGGAGACGGUGGUUCAGCUGGCGGCCAUCGACCUGCCGUUAAACGGGCAGAAUGAGGCCCCGCCUCCCGUCAUCAUGUUUUCGGGCUCCAGCCCCAACAGCACCAGGGGUCUGCGAAGACAGAAGAGGGACUGGGUGAUCCCACCAAUCAAUGUGGCGGAAAAUUCUCGAGGACCUUUCCCUCAGAUGCUUGUCAGUUUUCCUGGUGAGGUUCCCGAGAACAGGGUGGAUAUUGUUGUGGCCAAUCUGACGGUUAUAGACGCCGACCAGCCGCACUCGCCGAACUGGAACGCCAUCUACAGAAUCAUCAGUGGAGAUCCGUCUGGACACUUCACCAUCCGCACUGAUCCAGUCACCAAUGAUGGCAUGGUCAGCGUGGUGAAGCCAGUGGACUUUGAGAUGAACCAUUCCUUCAUGCUGACGGUCGUGGUAUCUAACCAGGCCCACCUAGCCAGUGGCAUCCAGUCGUCUCUCCAGUCCACAGCUGGAGUCACCAUAUCUGUUCAGGAUGUCAAUGAACCUCCAUAUUUCCCAACGAACCCCAAAAACAUCCGGUUUGAGGAAGGUGUUCCAGCAGGUACCAGUCUGACGACCUUCUCAGCCGCUGAUCCCGACAAACUUCAAAUGCAGCAAGUGAUCAGGUAUUCAAAGCUGAAUGACCCUGCGGACUGGUUGUCCAUCAACAGAACCAACGGUCAGAUAGUUACAACAGCAGUGCUCGACCGGGAGUCCAUCUAUGUGAAGAACAAUGUUUAUGAAGCCACCUUUCUAGCUACAGACAAUGGCUCUCCUGCAGCCAGCGGCACAGGCACGCUGCAGAUCUUUCUGAUAGAUAUUAAUGACAACCCUCCAGCGCUGGUACCCAGGGAGUCUCAGAUCUGUGAAAGGUUCAGCAAGAACGUCAACGGUGUCAACAUCACUGCUGCUGAUGCCGACGUGGACCCCAACGCCGGACCUUUUGUCUUCGAACUCCCCAGCUUUCCCACCAGCAUUCGACGCAACUGGACGAUUACGCGGAUCAGUGGUGAUUAUGCCCGUCUGGCUCUACGGUACCAGACAUAUUUAGAGCCGGGAAUGUAUGAGGUCCCCAUAAUUGUGUCAGACUCGGGCAACCCCCCGCUGUCCAACAGGUCAGUCAUCAAAGUAAAAGUGUGCCCAUGCGAUGAGAAUGGAGACUGCACCACUCUUGGGGCUGUGGCAGCCGCUGGCCUUGGAACUGGAGCUAUCAUCUCGAUCCUCAUCUGUAUCAUAAUCCUGCUCUGCAUGGUGCUGCUGUUUGUGAUGUGGAUCAAGCGAAGAGAGAAGGAGAGGCAGACGAAGCAACUGCUCAUUGACCCCGAGGAUGAUGUCAGAGACAACAUCCUCAAAUACGACGAGGAGGGAGGGGGAGAGGAGGACCAGGACUACGACUUGAGCCAGCUCCAGCAGCCCGACUCCCUGGACCACAUCAUCAGCAAGCCGCCCGGCAUCCGCCGGGUGGACGAGCGUCCCAUCAUUCCUGAGUCCCAGUACCCCAUCAGACCUGUUGUGCCCCACCCCGGAGAUAUCGGGGACUUCAUCCAUGAGGGCCUGCGGGCAGCAGACAACGACCCCACGGCCCCCCCAUAUGACUCCCUGUUGGUGUUUGACUAUGAGGGCAGUGGCUCCACCGCCGGCUCCGUAAGCACCCUCAACUCCUCCAGCACGGGGGACCAGGACUAUGACUACCUCAACGACUGGGGCCCCCGCUUCAAGAAGCUGGCCGACAUGUACGGAGGAGGGGACGAUUAA
Messenger RNA from Menidia menidia (Atlantic silverside), 1917 nucleotides. NCBI's taxonomy places the organism in Eukaryota, Metazoa, Chordata, Actinopteri, Atheriniformes, Atherinopsidae. The record is from the annotation of a GenBank genome assembly.